AUGUCUGAAGCCCUCAUAGCUGAGACUCUCGCAGCAUACAUCCCAAGAAAUCGCAUCGACCAAGUUGACAAUGACAUCGCUGAAUUGAGGGGCGAUGUCCAUAACAUGAAUACCCAUAUCUCUGGGAAUAGCAACAAUAUUGCUCAUUUAGAUCACAACAUCAUCAAGGUGGAAGAGAGAUUAAACAAGAAAUUAAACGAAAUUCUCCUUGCACUCUCUCGACACAAUGAGCCAAAGCCACCCACAGUAAUGGUGGAAAACCCACCCCCAAACCCAUUAACUGAUGGGGAUCCCAUUGUUGUCCCUGAACAGACAAAAGAACCCACUGUUGAGGCACAAGUGCCCCAAGAGGUCCCUGUAAAUGGGUCAACCAAUCAUUGGGGUCCCAGUACCUGA
Cantharellus anzutake is the source of this 396-nucleotide messenger RNA. RefSeq lists its product as uncharacterized. The transcript has 2 exons. NCBI's taxonomy places the organism in Eukaryota, Fungi, Basidiomycota, Agaricomycetes, Cantharellales, Hydnaceae. The record is from RefSeq and is a predicted model, not a curated record. Bases 1 to 396 code for a protein of 131 amino acids.